Molecule: messenger RNA, 1482 nt
Organism: Arachis ipaensis
Lineage: Eukaryota; Viridiplantae; Streptophyta; Magnoliopsida; Fabales; Fabaceae
Source: RefSeq, a predicted model, not a curated record
AUGAAUCCCAUGAAUCUAGAUAGCAAGUCUGAUUUGUUAAGACCCGUCGUCGUCGUUGUCAUCUCCCUCUUCCUCUACCCUAUCAUCUCCAUGAUCACAUUGUCCACCACUCUUAUCGCUUGCUUCAGCUUCUUCUCCGAACCAAUGCUCAGUAAUCGCUUCAGUUUUCAUAUGAGCGACAACGACAAUAUUGCUCGUUAUACUGAUAUUUCGUUCUAUUUUGAUAGUGAUCGGGAGGUUAGCCCCCAAGCGAUUGGUGCAUCAGCAUGCAUUGAGCACCCUGUCUCCAAGUUUGACACUUUGGCUGGCAUUGCAAUCAAGUAUGGUGUUGAGGUUGCUGACAUCAGAAAGAUGAAUGGGCUUGUCACGGAUCGUCAAAUAUUCGCACUUAAAACCAUCAACAUUCCACUGCCUGGAAGGCACCCUCCAUCUCCUUGUUUAUCUUAUGAUGCAACCUCUCCAGGACAAGGUAACUCCAAUCCCCCUUGCACUGAUGCUGGCCACCUUGAGCUGUUUGAAUCAUUCCAUUCCUUGAAAGGCAAGCCUUCCGAGCCCAAGGUCUCGCAAGCAAUGAGCUCCUUACAAGGUUUCUAUGGACUUAAACCGGCCACUAAUUCCUCCGAAGACGAUUCCCACACGCCUAAGCGACCUCUGCACCAACACCGCAAAUCCAGAAGUUUGGUGGAUAUAAUCUUGGCAGAGGUCAUGGAAAAGGGGCAUGUUGAAGAGGCUGCACAAGUGAGGCAAGAAGGGGAGUUGGAGAAAUGGAAUGAUAAACUUAUCCGGAGGCGCCACACAUCCGAAGCUGACUUUAGUAGGAUACCUGAAUUGCUGUUGAAGGAGGAUAGCAGCAGCGCUUCUGUUGGUCCUCCGUCGAGAACAGGAAAGCGCUUGGCUCUGAGGCAGAAAGUGGGUAGCAGAAAUGCAUUAACAAGUGAUUCUGAAUCAAGUGGUAUCAUGAAAACAGGGGAUACUUCUGAGUGGUCAUCACCAUUAUCAUCUGGGGUGCGAAAAUCAUACAGCACACCGUGCUUUCAAGAUCAAGAUAACAGUUGCACCUCAUCCAUUUGGCCACCCUCAGUGUGGACCUUGAAACCAGAUUUACAGGUUCUACCGAAGCCUCGAAGAAAUAAAGCUGCACUUGACUGAAUUAUAUCAAUUUAUCAAACAAUUUUGAUCCCAUUUUCUGAGGUUAUGGAAUCAUUAGCUGCUGCAACCUAUCAGUGAAGGAGAAGAAAAAGAAAACCAAUAUGCCACAGGAAAUUACAUCAAUGUGUUGUUUAUUGUAACAGUGAGAAUGCAAUGCAAUGCAGGGUCAGGGGAUGAAAGGAAAGCAUUCCUUACCCUUGCAUAGUUGCAUUUGCCUUUAUAUUUUUCUUUGAUAUUUUUUAUUUUUUAUUUUUUAUGUAUAGAUUCAUGGUGUCACAAUCCAAAAUAAAAAUGGGAUACUGUAGGGGGUUUUGUUUCCCCUUGUUUCCUUAA